AUCAAAUUAUCUCAAUGAUUUUCUUCCGAAGUUAGCGGAUCAAUCGGGCGUACGUACGCAGCCUAUGAAUGUAGAAAGAAUACACGUAAGACACACGGAGACACGCCGGCUAAGAAGUAAGAACCCAUAAGUGGGCCAGAGCCAGUGGGGACGAUCUGACUAGACCAAACCCACCUACAUCCCAGUUUCUCCUAUAACAAUCUCUCUCUCUCUGUCUCUCUCUCUCUUUCUCUCUCUGCAUCCUUCCAUGGGUUGGAUCUGAUCUGGUUCCCAAAUUUCUGAUUCUACUUUGUGCUCUUCUCUUCCAAGCCCUAGCUUUUGCUCCCUGAGACCGGAGCUUUUGAAGAAUCAAGGCUUCUCUUCGCAUCGGCUUCCAGAAUAAUAGUUGGUGACAAUGUCGACUCCAGCAAGGAAAAGGCUGAUGAGAGAUUUUAAGAGGUUGCAACAAGAUCCACCUGCAGGCAUCAGUGGGGCACCCCAAGACAACAAUAUAAUGCUUUGGAAUGCUGUUAUUUUCGGUCCUGAUGAUACUCCUUGGGAUGGAGGCACGUUCAAGUUGACUUUGCAGUUCACAGAGGAUUACCCAAACAAACCACCAACAGUACGAUUUGUUUCUCGGAUGUUUCAUCCAAAUAUUUAUGCUGAUGGAAGUAUUUGUCUGGAUAUUUUACAAAAUCAGUGGAGUCCUAUAUAUGAUGUGGCUGCUAUACUCACGUCUAUCCAGUCACUGCUGUGUGACCCCAACCCCAACUCUCCUGCAAAUUCAGAAGCUGCUCGGAUGUUUAGCGAGAACAAGCGCGAGUACAAUCGUAGAGUGAGGGAAAUUGUGGAGCAGAGCUGGACAGCAGACUAAACUCGAAGGGGCAAUGGUGGUAGGGCAGUCGUGAGGCUGUUUGAUGGAAAACGACAUUGCCACCCAAGAAACAUUUGUGCAAACCUAUCAACUUCUAUCUUGUAUUUCAUGUCUUCCAAUCGUAAUUGUUUGGGAAGUUUUAUUUGUAUUUGAAUAUGAAUUGCUGUGUCACGUGUUGUUAUGCUAAUAUGAAAUAGAAUUUAUGGAUCACUUUUACAUUGAA
Molecule: messenger RNA, 1076 nt
Organism: Juglans regia (Persian walnut)
Lineage: Eukaryota; Viridiplantae; Streptophyta; Magnoliopsida; Fagales; Juglandaceae
Product: ubiquitin-conjugating enzyme E2 2
Exons: 6
Coding region: 395-853 (152 amino acids)
Source: RefSeq, a predicted model, not a curated record